CGGAAGAUUGUAUCAGUCAAUCGCUGCAAAACAACCAAGCAACAGUUAGGUACUUCUCUCAAAAAUGGCUAAAUUCAUUCAAAUCGCUCUUUUGGUUGCCUGUGGUGCUGCCCUCUGUUGGGCAGAACCAGCUCGUUUGAGAAAUCGCCAAUCAAGAGUAUUAGCUCGUCAGGAAGUUGCUGAGGAUGUCCCGGCUCAAACACCAUAUCCUCCAGCUGGAAUUGUUCCUCAAAUCCGCUUUGACCUCCCAACUGAGGAUGUAGCCGUUGAGCCUGACAAUACAUACCUGCCACCAGAUAGCACUCUAACUGGAAUACCAGCUAAAACCUACGGUCCUCCAGAAGCUGCUGAGCCAAAAGCAGCCACUGACAACGAUGCAACUACGCAAGAACCUGAAGAAGCCACAACAGAGCAACCUGAGGAUUUGGAACAACCUGAUGAUCAAAACCCAAUCGAUGAUGAGGCCGAAGACAACGAAGUCGAAACGGACGCCGUCGAUGAUGAAGAACUUCUUCUGGUCGUUCCCCUAACGCCAAGAUCCAAAACAGCAAGACUACAGGCUCGCCGCCCAUUGGCUCCAAUUAGAUCACAACGUGUUGUUGCUCAACCAAUUCCCUACAGGUCGCAGCGCUUAAUUGGCCAACAACUCUACUUUGCCGAUGGAAGGUUCUUCGCCUACACCCCACAAUACGUCAGAGUUUAAAAUAAUUAUGUUGUUACUUAAUUUUAUGUUGAUUUUAUAAAUUAUUUUCAAAAAUGAGAAACUCUUUAAUAAAUAUUAAAAACAAGAAACUACGAACGAAAUCCAAAAACCAAUUAAUUUAUUUUUAGUUACA
Molecule: messenger RNA, 836 nt
Organism: Eupeodes corollae
Lineage: Eukaryota; Metazoa; Arthropoda; Insecta; Diptera; Syrphidae
Exons: 1
Coding region: 65-703 (212 amino acids)
Source: RefSeq, a predicted model, not a curated record